GAUAUCAUUGUGAAAUAAUUCUAUUGUAACGGGAAAAUGGAAAAACUGCUCUUUAUAUUGUUUGCCGCGCCAUGGCUAAUGUUUGCCAUUGCAGCAGACACUGUCAACGAUACUGAAUUGCUGACAAAUUCUACGGAUCCCAACAAAGAUAUGUACGUUAUACACGCCAUGGUGUAUCAAGUGGGCAUCCUUACCAACAAAACAGACAAUGAGACUACCAACCUGAAUACUACAGGUAACCAAGAGGCUGUGACAUUCUACCACACGAAUGGCUCUCAGGGACUGGAUCUGAGUAAGAUAUCUUCCCCUCUCCUGACUAACGUGACUGCUCAGAGUAUGGUGGGAGUGGCACCAAUGCCUGGUAACACUAAGAAUGGAGCUAACCAGUUGCCUUGGAGUACUCUGAACCAUCUGGCUAAUAUGUCACCACAGCAUGCUACAGCAGGUUCAGAACCAAUGAAACCAUCAAAGAGGUCGAUUAGAAGUAUCGACAUAAUAGAUUCAAAUGAAGACAGUCCGUUCGAUAAUUUGUAUAGAAGUUUAUUCAAGCGAGAUGUGUCUGGCGAGAAGACGCCGGUGUCUAUCCACAGCGGGUCGGCGGUCAUCCCACAGGGGGCGCAUGUUCAGUCCAUUGGCAUCCCCCCUCUACUGACGCUGAACAACAACAUGUCCAAUAUACCAGUGCCUAUACCCAAUACUUCUGUCGUACAUUAUUCUAAGAUUAACACGCUUGUCACCCAACCUUAAUAUACCAUUUACUGCUACAGACAUAACUUUAUUUGUCUUAAAUUCUAUGUUAAUAAUAUUCUAUAGCUCGUAA
This is a messenger RNA of Helicoverpa zea (corn earworm), 820 nucleotides long. RefSeq lists its product as uncharacterized. Lineage: Eukaryota; Metazoa; Arthropoda; Insecta; Lepidoptera; Noctuidae. Bases 37 to 747 code for a protein of 236 amino acids. The transcript is spliced from 5 exons. The record is from RefSeq and is a predicted model, not a curated record.